Molecule: messenger RNA, 6159 nt
Organism: Naegleria gruberi
Lineage: Eukaryota; Heterolobosea; Eutetramitea; Acrasida; Naegleriidae
Product: B-lectin domain-containing protein
Exons: 1
Coding region: 1-6144 (2047 amino acids)
Biological process (GO): heterophilic cell-cell adhesion; neuron development
Cellular component (GO): neuron projection
Molecular function (GO): protein homodimerization activity; protein heterodimerization activity; cell adhesion molecule binding
Source: RefSeq, a predicted model, not a curated record
AUGCAACAACCACAUUCCAGAACGUUUCUCUAUUUGCUUUUCAUAUUAAUAUUGCAAGUGUGUUUGCAAGUUCAACAACAUUCCACCACACUAGCUGUCAACACAUGUUGGGGAUAUUCAGCUACUGACAUUUCGAAUGUAUGUGGAGGUCAUGGUUUCUGUCAAAGUACUGAUUCUUGCUAUUGUGUAGAUUCAACGAGUAGUAAUACUUUAUAUUCAUCAGGAGGAUCCAACACUCUCUAUCAGGAAACUUCUCUAUGGUCCACCAACUCUCAAUUCGAAUUGAAACAACAAAAUGAUGGUAAUUUGGUAGUUUAUACGAGAAGUGGAGGAGUGGUUUUCUCUUUCUCAACUUGGCAACAAACACCUGAUACUCCCUAUACUUUAGUUCUUUCUGGGGAUGGUACAUUACAAGUUAAAAGUGGUGGAGGUGCCAUUAUAAAGACAAUUUCAGGAGCAUGUGGUGGUACAGCCCCUUACAAAUUACUAGUCCAAAAUGAUGGUAAUAUAGUGCUCUAUGGAGCACAGAGAGAAGUUUGUUUUGCUUCUGGAACAUCUCAAGGUGGUUAUUCACUUACGUAUAAUUGGGGUGGAGACCAGUGCAAUCAAUAUCUUUGUUACGGGUUGACUGGUGCUAAUGCAUGUAAUGGUCACGGCUCUUGUAAUUCGAGGGAUAGUUGCUCAUGUAAUAAUGGAUACAGUGGAAGUCAAUGUACUGAGUACUACUGCAAUAGUGUACUGUAUUCUCAGAUUGGUACAGUUUGUAAUGGUCAUGGAACGUGUACGGCUCCAAAUACUUGUCAAUGUACUGGUGGAUAUAAUGGUACUUUUUGUGCUUCAUAUCAAUGUUAUGGAUUUGAAUCGAAUGACCCAGGAGCAUGUAGUGGAUUUGGAACUUGUUCUUCACCAAAUACUUGUACUAAUUGUCUUGCUGGAAGAUAUGGAUCUGAGUGCCAAUAUUAUGAUUGCGGUGGAAUUAGAUUUGAUCAACCAAACGUAUGCUCUGGAAGAGGAGAAUGUGGUUCUAAAAACAAUUGUACUUGUUCAGAGCCAUACUUUGGAGAUAAUUGUGAAAAUUUUAUGUGUAAUGGAAUCAUUAACAAUUCUACGCUCGUUUGUUCAGGCCAUGGAGCAUGUUCUUCACCAGAGAAUUGUACUUGCCAAGAGGGUUACUUUGGAGAGAAUUGUGAAUUGUUUGAAUGCAGUGGAAUUUUGAAAAAUGAAUCAAAUGUGUGCACUGGAUUUGGUAAUUGCACAGCAUUUGAUAGUUGUCAAUGUGAUGAGCAACAUUAUGGUAAAUUCUGUGAAAUUAAUAUUUGCAAUGGAGUACUCUCAAACAGUCCAAGUGUUUGCUCUUCACAUGGUCAAUGUAACUCAUUCAAUAAUUGUACUUGUGAUGAAAAUUAUAGUGGACAAAAUUGUGAAAUUUAUGAUUGUUAUGGAGCUUCUAAAAAUUCCUCCUCCGUAUGCUCUGGAAGAGGAACAUGUUCAGCAUAUAACAAUUGUAGUUGCUCUGCACCUUUUUAUGGAUCUGAUUGUGGAUUAUAUAAUUGUUUUGGAGUAGAGCACUUGAACGACAGUUCAUGUUCAUCCCAUGGUUCAUGUGAUUCACCAAACAAUUGUACAUGUAAACCUGGAUAUUAUGGAAACCGUUGUGAGUUUCAUAAUUGUUAUGGCACUCUCUUCAACAGCUCAGGUGUUUGUUCCACUCAUGGACAAUGCUUAUCACCAAAUAAUUGUUUCUGUGAAGCAGGAUUCUAUGGACCAGAAUGUGCAGAAUAUGAUUGUUUUGGAGUUCAUAAGAAUUCUUCAAAUGUUUGUUUCCAACAUGGAGCUUGUUUGAGUCCAAAUAAUUGUUCUUGCCAGGAAGGAUACUUUUCGUUUGAUUGUUCUAAUCAUAGAUGUUAUGGAUAUUUAUUUAAUGAUACUACAAAUGUUUGUAAUGGCCAUGGCUCAUGUCCUUAUCCAAAUAAUUGUACAUGUCAAUCAGGAUAUUAUGGAUAUCAGUGUGAAUCUCAUGAAUGCUUUGGAAAGUUAUUCAAUAUCUCGACUGUUUGUUCCACCCAUGGACAAUGUUUGUCACCAAAUAAUUGUUUCUGUGAAGCAGGAUAUUAUGGACCAGAAUGUGCAGAAUAUGAUUGUUUUGGAGUUCAUAAGAAUUCUUCAAAUGUAUGCUUCCAGCACGGUACAUGUUUGAGUCCUAACAAUUGCUCAUGCCAAGAAGGAUACUACGGAUUCGAUUGUUCUAAUCACAACUGUUUUGGAAUUCUGUUUAAUGAUACCAUGAAUGUUUGUAAUGGUCAUGGUUCUUGUUUUGUUCCAGAUAAUUGUACAUGUCAUCCAGGAUAUUAUGGAAAAACCUGUGAAAUGCACAAUUGUUUCAAUAUUUUGUUCAAUGACUCAAAUGUUUGCUCAGGAAAAGGUCAAUGCUUAUCACCAAAUAACUGUUCCUGUGUUGAUGGUUUUACCAAUAAGGAUUGCUCAGUGAAUAUCAGUCCUUUCCAAAUCAACCUCACAAAAUACGAAGAAGUUGUUUAUUUGGAGUUUGAUAACAAGACUAUUAGUGUUGAAAUUCAAUUGACAGAUCGAGUAUUGAGCCAAAGUCCAAAUAUUUCCUACACUUGGUCUUGUGCUCAGUGCGAUGGACAAAAUGUGGUGUAUUAUGUUGAUUCUAAUCGUUUGUUCAUCAACUCUACAUUAACUGAUGUUACUCAAGCAGGCAAUUACACUUUCAUUGCAAACGCAUCCAUUGCUAAUAUUCAACCAUUCCAAAGUAGAAAAUCCAACAUUGAGCAAUUCAAAUUGGUUGUAAAGUAUGAUUUGAAUCAGCCAACUUUGGGCUCCUUUGGCUUACCUUCUGUACUUGUAUCUAAUACUCAAGAUCAAACUAUUUCAACUGUUAUUAAUAGUAUCACUCUUAAUCAAACAACUGUAAGAUACUUUUUGGGUUGUGGUAGAAAUUGCUCAACUUUGGUUUCGUAUUUAUACGAAGUGAAGGCUGGAGUGUUUUAUUACAAAAAAUCAGGUUCUGUAAUGGCACAAUUUGAGAGCUCUAAUCUAUUGACCUUUUCUCCAUCUGUUCCUAUUCAAGCAACCAUUCCAUCUGAUUAUUUGAAUGAAACAGUCUCAUUCACAUUUACAGUUAUCAAUAACAAGCAACAGAAUAUCAGUUCAACUGUACAAAUUCAAAUUGUCUCCUCUGCAAGCCCACCAACACGACUGACAAACAUAGUGGAUGUUGUACCAACAUAUGGUAUUUCAAUGAGUGAAAAGUUUACAAUUAAGGUUUCGGAGUGGGUUGCAUCACCUGAACUGUUACCACUAAAAUACGCUUUUGGAUAUUUUGAUAAAUCCAAGGCAGAAGCUGUGAGAUUGACCGAAUAUGGUCUUAAUACUACGUUUUCAUCUUAUCUACCUUAUAUUAGAUCAUCAUCUAGCUCUAAGGCAAGAAGCAUCUUGGAAGCUACAGAGACAAUUGCUUUGGUUGUCUUUGUACAAGACUCUCUUGGAAAUGUCGAAACUGAAACGGCAGCUAAUGUAACAGUAUCUCCAUUUAAUGGAACUCAAGAGCAAUAUAUUGAGGUUGUUAAAUCUUUGAGCGGAGAAUCACUAUUGGUUGCCUCAGUGGAUCAAACAUUCACAAGCUUAGCAUCAUCAUCAUUGGUUUCAGCCCUCAUUUCUAAUAUUGAAAUUGAUCCAAAGAAUCCUUCUUCUUCUCUUUCCAGCUUGGAAACGCUCACGUCCAACAAUGAAACACUCACAGCCAAUACAGUUACUCAGGUCAUCAACAAAUUGGAUUCAUUUAUCUCCAAUCUAACAGAGCUCUAUUUAAGUGAACUUGCUCUAUAUGGCUAUGUGAAAUCCGGGAUGUCCAGUACAGACAUUAGCAAAACAGUUCAAAUUAUUUCGAACUGUUUCUCUACUUCAUAUGAUGCCGAAAAAACCAAAUCAACAGCAAGUCUCGUCACAGGUCUGAUUUAUUAUGGAACUAUUCCUUCUGUUGUAGACACAACAUCCACAGAAUUACCAACAACCUCUUACAAAUCAACUUCUAUUAACAUUACUGUUUCUAGUUUCAACAUGCCAACACCGAGUACGAAUCUACAAUCAGUCUCAGAUACUGAAAGCAAGGUAGCAAUGAAUUUGACAUCUAUUUUGUCCAAAUAUGGUGCCUAUUCGACAACAUGUGGUGCAACAAUGAUAAUUUAUUCAAAGAACACUAAUUAUGAUUCCUCUGUUAGUAACAUGACUAUCAGUUCCUCUGUUACUGACUUUAAAUUCAUGAGAAAACUGGAUAUUUUAGUAUUGAAAAAUUUGGAUUCACCGCUCAUACUUUCCUUCAAUGCAGCCACAAUCCCAAGCUCAGUGAUCGCCAACUCCACAGUUACCAACAGUACGUAUCAUUGUAAGUAUUGGGAUGAGAGUCUUAAAUUGUGGAGCAGCAAUGGAUGUUUAUUGAAUAGAGUUUCAUCAAAUUCAAUUGAAUGCGCUUGCUCUCAUACAACUAUGUUUACAACUUUCCUUGAAUCCAAGACCACAGCACUUACUGUUCAACUCAAGGAUCAGGUUUCGUCUUUAUACUAUGCCCAAAUAUCAUUCGGUAUUAUUUACUUGAUUGCCGCCAGUGCUAUUUUGGUUGGAUUGAUUGUUUUGAGAAAAUCGCAACCUGUUAGCUCUAGAUUACUGACUCCAUAUGUUGGUUUGAUUGCCUUAAUUGUGGAAUGUACAUUGAUUUACAUAGUACAAAGAUCUGUUCUCGUUGAUCAAUUGAACUCUGCCAAUACUCAAAUGUGGGAAAAUGGAGAUACUGCUGCCAACAUUAUUGCAAACAUUGUAAUGAUUAUUGUAAACACUCUCAAUUUAACUGCCAUUUUCUGUUACGUCAUGCAAGUUUUCAGAUUCCAAUUCAUGAAAUUGCUUUACAAGAAACUUUCUGAUAAUAGAACUCAAGCUCAAAGUGCAACAGUUUUGAAAGUAUUGAAGUAUACCACUUCUCAAAUAUUAUUUUAUUCAUUGAUUGGAAUUUUUACUGCCCUAAAUAUUGCCUAUUGGGUUAUUUGGGUCAUUCUGAGAAGAACUGGAGUUCUCACAUCAACACAGUACACCUAUGUUGUAUCCCUUUCUUAUACGGUUUGCAUUUUGGCAUUUGGUUUGAUAAUUACUGCUGUUGCAAUCCUUGACAUGAUUCUCUCCUCAAAGAAGGAAGUUGAGCAAAAGAAAAAUAGAAGAAAAGCUAUUAACUUUUCACAACCAACCAGCAACUUUAGUCUUGAUAAUGCUGAAAAUGUACAUGAAAAGAAGAAAAUUAAUAGGAAUGUAUUCUUGAAUGCUUUCAAUUGGUUUACAUCAAUGGAUGGACCACUCUAUUUCAGAAUGGAAAUGUUCAUUUAUAUCGUGUCUUUCAUUUUGCUAAUAUUGAAUCAAGUUAUUGGAUUGAGUAGCUUAGCAUACAGAUUUGAGAGUUUGACAAUGUUUAAACUUGCUUUGACUUUUGAUUCCAUUUCCUUCAUCUUUGAGGUACUCUAUGUGGUCUCAUAUAUUUUAGUAUUUGGUGGUUAUGCACUCAUUGUCGCAAUCAUUUACAAGGUUAGACAACGUAGAACAAGAAAGGAAGAACAAAAGAAACAAAAUGAGGAAAUUAUGAAUCAAGAACUUUACAAUACUUUGGAAUCUGAAGAAGGUUAUGAACUCUUUGCCAACUUUUGCGAAAAAGAAUUCAGUUCAGAAAAUCUAUUCCUCUUCUCUGAUAUCAAAGCAAGUCCAGAUGUGGCCUCUGGUGAAAAUCUAGGAGGAUUACUCUUCUUUGCUGAGAGAAUUUAUGAAAAGUACAUCAAGACAGGUGCAGAAAUGGAAGUUAACAUUCCAUCAAAGAGUAGAACUGCUUUUGUCCAACUCUAUGAAAAAUGUAAGAAAGUUGAAACAAACUCUUCAUUGGAAUUAUUAGAUUCUAAUUCUCUAGCUAAAUCUGGAAUUGAAACCAAUAUUGUAAAGGAUUGUUUCGAUUUAAUGAUGAGACAAGUAGUAAUGAAUUUAGGAGAUACCUUUUCUAGAUUUGUUUUCACACCAGAAUAUGUUAAUUUCAAGGCGGUUAGAGACGUUCAAAUGCAAAUUAUCGAGAAGGCCAAUGUUGUCUAUGAUAUUUAAUAAAUGUAGAGUUUG